AUGGAAUUGGCAAAUAAUUCAUCGAGAAAAACAGCUGAAAAUAAUUCAUCUGGACAGCAAAGACAAACACUUCAUCCCUGGUGGAUUGUUCUUCCGGUAAUUGUUGUAUCGAUGACAGUCGCUUCAACUGAUCCAAUUCUAAUGAAUGAUCUUAUGAUACGACGUUACCGACUUGAGUAUGGAGUCACCAAUAUGAGUUCACCAGCGAGUGAAACGGCUUGUAAUUCGGAUGCUUCUCAAAACGAUUCGACACUUUUGGAGAAAGCUACCGAAGUACAGAAAGCAGUAAGUCGUUUGAAUAUAUUAAUGGCUGGUGUCGGUGCAUUACCAGCGGUGCUAACAUACGUCAUACUUGGUGCUAAUUGUGAUCGAAUUGGGCGUAAGCCUCUUAUACUUCUUCCAUGUAUAGGACGAAUCAUUCGAUUUAUAAUUCUUUUAUUACUCGUUGAACUCAAUCUUGGUGACAUUUGGUUUAUUAUAUCGACUGUUAUUGAUGGUUUAUUCGGCUCAAAUAGUGUUCUUUUGCUAGGCGCGAUUGCCUAUAUAACAGAUUGCACGACAGAUAGUCAACGCUCACGUGCGAUGGUACUGGAAGAAGCCGCUGUGGCUUUAACACGUAUCUUUCCAUUAUUAGGCCUGGGAUUUUGGUUACAAAAGCACGGUUAUACAUUGCCAAUGUCAGUGCUGUUGGGUUUGAAUGUCGCAGCAUUGAUUUACACGAUACUUCUUCAACCAGAGUCACAUGGUGAUAAUCAUCAAAAUAUUAUUCAGGUUUUCAAGAGAUUAGCCGACAUACGUCUAUCGCCGAUACGUGGAACGUAUCGAGUCUUUCUCAUAAAACGUCCUGGUUAUGAUCAACGUAGAAUCAUCUUAUUAACAUUAGCCCAAAUCGGACUUUUUAUUGUUUUAUUUGGUUUUGCAAGUAUCCAUCCACUUUAUCUCUAUGGUAAACCGUUAUGUUUCGAUGUAUUAGCCUUAGCGAUUCUAACAAGCGCACAAUUUAGUUUGAUGAUAAUCAUAUCGAUUGUUCUGAGUGUCUGGAAGAAUCCAUUUACAAACUCAUCGUUAUUACCAUUUAUUGGCGUUUUCUUGUACAUAAUUCAUUUAGUUUUAUUCGGUCUUGCUCAGAAAACUUGGUUUCUCUACGUGGCUGUCUUUAUUGGUUGCCUGUUUUUUAUUGUUAUGGCUGUAUUGAGAUCACAUUUGACGAUAUUAGUGAAUGAUACUGAAUUCGCUUUGGUGUUCAUUGCCACUGGAAUUGUCGAAUCAAUCGGCUCGUAUGUUGUUGGUAUUGUUGCUAAUGCGAUCUACGCAGCGACGAUUGAUGUGUAUCCAGGCAUAAUCUUUUUCAUCCUAGCUGCUAUUGCCAUUAUUCCAUUACUGAUUACCGGAUAUCUACUCGCUUGGCCAUUGUGGAGACGAAUACGUAGGAUACCAAGCGAACGUGUUGAAGAAGAUGUACAAAAAUCGGCCAUGGAUAUUGAAAUGAAUACUGACAGUCCGGUUUUUGAAACAAAACUUUUAUAG
This is a messenger RNA of Adineta ricciae, 1527 nucleotides long. NCBI's taxonomy places the organism in Eukaryota, Metazoa, Rotifera, Eurotatoria, Adinetida, Adinetidae. The record is from the annotation of a GenBank genome assembly.